CCCUUCUGUAUCUGCGCGCCUCUCUUCAGCAGAAGACACCGCUUCGGUGGUGCUGGUGGGACCCAUCCACGAUGAUUUCCCCGGUGCUCCUCCUGUUCGCAGCCUUCCUCUGCCAUGUCGCCAUUGCAGGACGGACUUGUCCCCAGCCAGAUGAACUACCAUUUGCUAUGGUUGUUCCGUUAAAAAGAGCCUAUGACCCAGGGGAGCAGAUUGUCUACUCCUGCAAACCAGGCUAUGUAUCCCGGGGAGGGAUGAGACGGUUUACCUGUCCUCUCACAGGAAUGUGGCCCAUCAACACCUUGAAAUGUAUACCCAGAGUGUGUCCUUUCGCUGGAAUCUUAGAAAAUGGAGCUGUACGCUACACAACUUUUGAAUAUCCGAACAGCAUCAGCUUUACUUGUAACCCUGGGUUUUAUCUGAAUGGAACAAACUCUGCAAAGUGCACCGAGGAAGGAAAAUGGAGCCCAGAGCUUCCCGUCUGUGCUCCUGUCACCUGCCCACCACCACCAGUUCCUAAGUUUGCAACUCUUAAGGAUUACAAGCCAUCUGCUGCGAACAAACUCUAUCAGGAAAAAGCUGUCUUUGAAUGCUUGCCACACCAUGCCAUGUUUGGAAAUGACACAGUUAUGUGCACAGCCCAUGGAAACUGGACUGAAUCGCCAGAAUGCAGGGAAGUAAAAUGCCCCUUCCCCUCGAGGCCAGACAACGGGUUUGUGAACUAUCCUGCAAAGCCGGUGCUUCUUUAUAAGGACAAAGCCAAGUUUGGUUGCCACGAAACAUACAGUCUGGAUGGCCCGGAAGAAGUGGAGUGCACCAAGACAGGAAAUUGGUCCGCCCUGCCGAACUGUAAAGCAUCUUGCAGAAUAUCUAUUAAGAAAGCCACGGUGCUGUACCAGGGAGAGAGGGUGAAGAUCCAGGAACAGUUUAAGAAUGGCAUGAUGCAUGGUGACGAGGUUUCCUUCUACUGCAAAAAUAAGGAGAAGAAAUGCAGCUACACCGAGAAGGCUACAUGCAUAGAUGGCACCAUCGAAAUCCCCAAAUGUUUCAAGGAGCACAGCUCUCUGGCUUUCUGGAAAACAGAUGCUUCAGAGGUGACACCGUGCUGAAGGCAUUUUCAGAAU
Acomys russatus (golden spiny mouse) is the source of this 1121-nucleotide messenger RNA. It is a transcript of the gene Apoh, whose product is annotated as apolipoprotein H. Lineage: Eukaryota; Metazoa; Chordata; Mammalia; Rodentia; Muridae. The record is from RefSeq and is a predicted model, not a curated record.